This is a messenger RNA of Exophiala mesophila, 3459 nucleotides long. RefSeq lists its product as uncharacterized. Gene Ontology annotation, molecular function: DNA clamp loader activity; ATP hydrolysis activity; ATP binding. The record is from RefSeq and is a predicted model, not a curated record. The transcript is spliced from 3 exons. Bases 1 to 3237 code for a protein of 1078 amino acids. NCBI's taxonomy places the organism in Eukaryota, Fungi, Ascomycota, Eurotiomycetes, Chaetothyriales, Herpotrichiellaceae. Gene Ontology annotation, cellular component: DNA replication factor C complex; nucleus. Gene Ontology annotation, biological process: DNA repair; DNA replication.
AUGCCUUCCGAUAUAAGGAGUUUCUUCGGAGGCGGCGCUGCCGCGAAGUCCGCCCCCAAACCGGCAGAUACAAAGAAAGACGUCAAAGCUCCCAAGAACGAAAAAUCUCGAGGCCGCCCACGCAAGAUUGUCUCCGACGAUGACGAUGAUGAAGUUGUCGAGGUGAAUCCCAACAAAUCUUCCACACCCAAGAUCAAGAAGACAACGAGGGAACCAGUCGAGGAAGAAACCACAAGCUCAGCCUAUUUUGCCUCUUCUAAAGCCAAGCCCACAAACACAAAGGCAACCCCUACUAGGUCAAAGUCUACAAAUGUGAGCAACGGCAUCAACAAAACCCCUACCAAACAACCAAAUGGCAGCACACCAUCGACCGGACGACGUUCUGCUAGGAAGACUGGCCGCAAGAACUACGCUGAAGAAGAUGAUAGAGAUACCCGGAUUCUUGAAGAAGAUAAAGAAGGUCAUGAUGAUAUUUUCAAUGAUAUGAAGAGUCGAAAGGUUGAUGAUGACUACGAAGAAGGUUCCGAUGAGGAAGAGAUCCAGCCUCCAAAACGAGCGACACAAAACACUAACGGAAAAUCAAAGAAGCAUCUUGCCGAUGAGGACGAGGAUGACCUUGAUGUCGCUGAAAUUGCUACACAUAACAACCGCAAAAGUCAUGCGGCCGCAACUACACCUUCUAGUCGAAAACGCAAAUCAAAGGAGCUUGAAGCUGAUGACGAUUUUCUUGACGACGAUGAUGAUGUUCCAAAGAAAAAGAUCCGAAAUGCCCCAGCUCAAACCUCGAGGAAACCUCGAACCCCUGCUAAGAAGGAAGAUAAACCAGAAAGCGAAAACAUACAGAACAUCCUUGACAAUAUCCCUACAGUGCGAGCACCGACACCACCGCCCAGAGAGGAGGGUGCCAAGACCUGGAAGUUUGGAGGAGGAAACGCCAAUGUAGCCCCUCCGGCCCAGGGAACUGCACAAAUCCCAGUUGGUGCUCCCAAUUGUCUAGCAGGCCUGAACUUUGUCUUCACUGGUGUCUUAAACACGCUUGGUCGGGAAGAGGGCCAAAAUCUGGUCAAACAAUAUGGCGGUAAAGUUACUGGUGCCCCUUCCAAGAAGACCAGCUACGUUGUCCUUGGAGCAGAUGCUGGUCCCAAAAAGUUGGAGACGAUCAAAAACCUCGGUAUCAAAACCAUUGACGAGACGGGCCUCUUCGCAAUCAUCAGUAGAAUGCCUGCAAACGGAGGUGAUGGCAAGGCAGCCGAGGCCUAUGCUGAAAAGCAGGCCAAAGAAGAGGCCAAAAUUCGCGAACAGGCAGAAGAAAUGGCAGCACGAGAGCGACAAAAGCAGAAAGAAGCUGAAAAGGCCGCGCAGGCUGCGGCUGCUAGAAAUGGCGCCCCAGCGUCAGCCAAACCAAAGCCCAAGGGUGAUGACCGACUCUGGGUCGACAAGUAUGCACCAGACUCCAUGAGCAGCGUUUGCGGAAACAAAAACAUGGUGGAGGGACUACAGGCAUGGCUUCGGGCCUGGCCGAAGAGCGCCAAGUCUGGCUUUCGAAUGGCCGGUGCUACUGGCAAGGGCAUCUUUCGUGCAGCUAUGCUUCAUGGACCUCCUGGAGUGGGUAAGACGACUGCCGCUCAUCUCGUCGCCAAACUUGAAGGUUACGAUGUUGUCGAGAGCAAUGCUAGUGAGACUAGGAACAAGAAACUACUGGAGACUGGCCUGCGAGGUGUGUUGGACACGACCUCACUGUUGGGCUAUUUCGCCGGUGACGGCAAGAAGAUUGACCCGUCCAAGCGGAAGUUGCUUCUGGUCAUGGACGAAGUUGAUGGCAUGUCUGCCGGCGACAGAGGCGGCGUUGGAGCGCUUGCAGCGGUGGCAAAGAAGACACACGUUCCCAUCAUCAUGAUUUGCAACGAUCGACGACUUCCAAAGAUGAAGCCCUUUGACGGCUGUGUUGCGGAUUUCCCAUUCCGACGACCCACCACUGACAUGAUUCGAGGACGGAUUGCUACAAUCUGCUAUCGUGAAGGCUUCAAGUUGCCUAUGCCUGUCAUUAACGCCUUGAUCGAGGGUUGCAACGGGGACAUUCGUCAGAUCAUCAACAUGGUGUCGACAAUCAAGCUGGACAAAAAAGACAAGGAGCUCGAUUUUGACGAUACCAAAGCCAUGUCGAAAGCAUGGGAGAAACACGUGAUACUAAAGCCCUGGGACAUCGUCAGCAAGAUAUUACGACCACAGAUGUUUGCUGGAAGUUCUUCUGCAUCUCUCAAUGACAAGACUGAGUUGUAUUUCAACGAUCACGAGUUCAGCUAUCUUAUGCUGCAGGAGAACUACUUGAAAACGCAGCCGAGUUUGGCAAAUGGCUACUCUGGAAAAGAGCGAGAAAUGAAAUUGUUGGAACUGUUUGACAAUGCCGCAUCCAGCAUCAGCGAUGGUGAUCUGGUUGAUCGAAUGAUCCACGGUUCUCAACAACAAUGGAGCUUGAUGCCGACGCAUGCCAUCUUCAGCUUUGUUCGACCAGCCAGUUAUAUUUAUGGAAAUUUCAACACUCAGGUGGGAUUUACUAGCUGGCUCGGAAACAACAGCAAGCUUGGUAAACUCUCUCGGCUCGUAAAAGAGAUCCAAGGACAUAUGCGACUUCGUGCGUCCGCCGAUCGGCAUGAAGUACGCCAGCAAUAUCUACCAGCCAUCUGGAACAAAACGGUGAACAUACUUCAAAACGAGGGCAAAGACUCUGCCCAGGACGUCAUCGACUUUAUGGAUUCAUACUACCUGACCCGAGAUGACUACGAUGCUGUCUUGGAACUCGGCGUUGGACGUAUGAAUCAAGAGGCGGUAAAAAUAGAUACAGCGACUAAGGCGGCAUUUACUCGACUAUACAACUCGCAGAGUCAUCCGAUGCCAUUUGUCAAGGCUGGCACCACACUAGGAUCCUCGAAAGGCGCCGCACCCAAGCGAGACAAACCGGAUUUGGAAGAAGCAGUAGACGAAUCAGAGGCAGAAGAGGUUGUGGACGAGGCUGUGGAAGACUCGGGCGACGAAAUCGAUCUCAAAAAGGACAAGUACAUCAAGGCACCUAAAAAGAAGCCCGCCCCUAAGGGCAAAGGUCAGGGCAAGGACAAGAGGAAAAAGGGCGAUGAAAUUGAUAUGGACGAGGACGCUGAAGAGAGUGAGGAUCAACCGAAGAAGAAAAAGGUUGCUGGCGGAGGAACCAAGGGUGGUCGAAAAGGUAAGGGACGAGGCUAAGAGGGUGCAGGACCAACGAGGGAGACAGUUGCUCCUGAUGUGGUGCUGUGGUUCGUUCAAGCCCGGCAAGCCAAUAUCGAGCUGGAUCAUGAAAUGGCCGAGAGAUGAAAGCAGGCCAAUGCUGGAAUACUCUGGGUCGAGCUCAGUCAUGCCCAUAGUAGCGAAGAGAAGCUGGGUGACAAAAAGCGUAAGAUAGAUAGUCCUUGCCUGCUGAAUGGAGGC